Molecule: messenger RNA, 1435 nt
Organism: Amborella trichopoda
Lineage: Eukaryota; Viridiplantae; Streptophyta; Magnoliopsida; Amborellales; Amborellaceae
Gene: 5-FCL
Product: 5-formyltetrahydrofolate cycloligase
Biological process (GO): tetrahydrofolate interconversion; folic acid-containing compound biosynthetic process
Cellular component (GO): mitochondrion
Molecular function (GO): 5-formyltetrahydrofolate cyclo-ligase activity
Source: RefSeq, a predicted model, not a curated record
AAUUUGAGGGAGAUAAUGAGAGGAUUAAUAAACGAAAGAGGCAAAGCGGCCAAACGUGCUCUUAUGACCCACGUUAUUGCGAAGGCAUUUGCAGGAGGAGGGUUGGUGUUGGCCCAAGCAGGAGCAGGAGCAGGAGCAGGAGCAGGUCGCUCUUCAAAUUCUAGGGUUUCAUUUUCCUGCUUUGGUAGAACCACCAUUACGAAUACAGCUGCUCCAAUGGAGAAGAAGAAGGAGAUUUCUUCUCUGGAUCCAAUACAAGAGGAGAAGCGUGCUCUCCGAUUCAAGGUUCGGAGGCAGCUUAAAGCAAUGUCUCCCUCUCAGAGAAACCUUGAAGAUGCUGCAAUUCAAAAGCAAGUAUUGGAAGCUUCUUGGUUUAAAAGUUGCAAAAGUUUAUGUGCUUAUGUGAGCUGUGAGGUUCUAAGGGAAGUAGAUACAUCAAAAAUUUUGUCAGAGAUUUUGGGUGACCCUACCUUUGCUUGCGAUGCACAGAUUAAGAAAAGGUUGUAUGUUCCACGAGUGGAGGACAGGAACUGCCACAUGCGGAUGCUCAACAUAUCAAGAGUCGACGAUCUUAUUGCAAACCCAAUGAAUAUUUUGGAACCAGCCCCUCUUGACAACGCCGGGAAUCAACGGGAAGAUGUUAUGCAGGCAACUCACCCAGUUGACUUGUUUCUCUUACCCGGCCUUGCUUUUGACAAAUCUGGAAGACGAUUGGGCCGUGGUGGAGGGUACUAUGAUGCUUUACUCACAAGUUACAAGGAGCUUGUAGCCAGGCAGAAAUGGGAACCACCACUCUUAGUGGCACUAUCAUACUCUGUGCAAAUAAUGGAUGAUGAAGUCAUCCCUGUUACAUCCCAUGAUGUGCUCGUUGAUGCCCUCGUCUCCCCAGCUGGUGUAAUACGUAUAAGCCCUAUUGCCAUAGAGAAAAUGUAAACUUUAUGCAUUCCUUGAGAGAGCAUACUGCAGGUUCUUUUGAAAUAUGACUAUAAUCAUCUGAAGAUAAAGUUCGGAUUAACGGCUGUAGUAUUAAGUGCAUGCUUUCCAUCUUGAGUUUUUUGCUCCGAAUCUGUCGCUUACCCAUCCAAGAAAAGAAAUGCAAAAACAAAACACGGAGUUUUUGUGGGAGUGCUCCAUAAUUGCCGAGGACUAAAAUCUGGAAGUUGCAUGUGAUUGCUCUUUAUUCAUUUUUGGUUCUGCAUUUUUGAAGUAUAUUGGUUGUUAUUUAUUUCUUUGUGACUAAAUGAAAAAUUGAAACUCAUAGGACUUGCAGAAUGGUGUUAUUGGUUUCUGGGAGUUGGAAGUGUGCAAUGCUUGUGAUUUUCUGUCUUGCACCCCACAUAUACUGAACAAGCGGGCCUCACAAUAAUUGGGAAAGAGGCCCUAGCAUUAUGUUUCAAAAUAGUUUCUUUUGGUAUAGAAUUAUCACUUUCUAAGA